Messenger RNA from Daphnia pulicaria, 731 nucleotides. RefSeq names its product histone H2A-like. The transcript is spliced from 3 exons. Bases 132 to 557 code for a protein of 141 amino acids. The record is from RefSeq and is a predicted model, not a curated record. Gene Ontology annotation, cellular component: nucleosome. NCBI's taxonomy places the organism in Eukaryota, Metazoa, Arthropoda, Branchiopoda, Diplostraca, Daphniidae. Gene Ontology annotation, molecular function: DNA binding; protein heterodimerization activity; structural constituent of chromatin.
UAGAGAGAGUUGAUGAAAAAAGAAAACGGUUGGUUUUCGACGUCACUUCCUGCAAGGUCUGCCGAAAAGCUAGGGUUGUCUUUGGUUCUUACAAUUUGGACUUUUUCGUUUUAAAACUUAAUAAUCAAACAAUGUCUGGCCGUGGAAAAGGAGGUAAAGUAAAGGCUAAGGCCAAGUCUCGCUCGAGCCGUGCUGGACUUCAGUUUCCAGUCGGUCGUAUCCAUCGUAUGCUUCGCAAAGGCAAUUAUGCUGAACGUGUGGGUGCUGGUGCUCCUGUAUACCUGGCUGCUGUGAUGGAGUACCUGGCUGCUGAAGUCUUGGAGUUGGCAGGAAAUGCUGCAAGAGAUAACAAAAAGACCAGGAUCAUUCCAAGACACUUGCAGUUGGCCAUCCGAAAUGACGAAGAGUUGAACAAACUGCUUUCAGGAGUUACCAUUGCUCAAGGUGGUGUGCUGCCCAACAUCCAGGCUGUUCUGCUUCCCAAGAAGACCGAAACUGCCCCAGCAGGAGGUUCCAAGGGGGCUGCUAAAGGAAAGGCCAAUUCUCAAGAAUAUUAAUGUGUCUGAACUUGGUCCUAAAUUCAUUUUUCAUCUCUAAAUGUGUUCCAAACCUCCAGGAUUUUUUGAAUUUCCAUUUUAAUUGCUUUCAGUCUUAAUACUUUUUGAUCAAAUUCUCCUGUAAGUCCCUUGUCAUCCAGAAUAAAUAAAAGCGACUCUUGUGCUACAUAUGAA